GCGCUGCGCGCGCGGUCGCUUUAAGUGCCCCAGGUGCCGGGGGCCGGGAGCACGCGGUCUGGGCGGGGCCGGCGGCGCCCCCGGCCCGCUCUCGGGAGAAAGGGAGGGAGGGAAGCAGAGGGAGGGAAGGGCGACCUACUUCCUGAAUAGCCUGCAAAGCCCGGGGCGAGCUUGGCUAGCGCUGCGCGGAGAUGUCCAGAGGAUCAGCCUGGAGCCUGGCGAAGGGAAGCGCGCCCCCGGGGCCGGUUCCCGAGGGCCUCAUCCGUCUCUACGGCAUGAGGUUUUGCCCAUUCGCCAAGAGGACACUCCUGGUGCUGAAGGCCAAGGGGAUCAGGCAUGAAGUCAUCAACAUCAACCUGAAAGAUAAGCCUGAAUGGUUCUUUAAGAAGAAUCCCUCUGGUUUGGUACCAGUUCUGGAAAAUAGUCAGGGGCAUCUGAUCUACGAAUCUACCAUCACUUGUGAGUACCUGGAUGGAGCAUAUCCAGGGAAGAAGCUGUUGCCAGAUGACCCCUAUGAGAAAGCCUGCCAAAAGAUGGCCUUUGAAUUAUUUUCUAAGAUACCAUCUUUGGUAAUAAGCUUUGUUGGAAGGAGAAAUGAAAAAGACUGCUCUGGCCUGAAAGAAGAGUUCAACAAGCUAGAGGAGGUUCUGACCAAUAAGAAGACAACUUUCUUUGGUGGCAGUUCUCUUUCUAUGACUGAUUAUCUCAUCUGGCCCUGGUUUGAAUGGUUGGAGGCUCUGGAGUUAAAUGAGUGUGUAGACCACACUCCAAAACUUAAGCUCUGGAUGGCAGCCAUGAAGGAAGAUCCCACAGUAUCGGCCCUCCUCACUGAUGGAAAGGCCUUGCAAGGUUUCUUAGAUCUCUACUUGCAGAACAGCCCCCAGGCCUGUGACUAUGGGCUCUGAUGGGGGCAGGAGUCAGCAGUGAAGAUUAUGUCCAAUUUUUCCUUCACUAAUACAAGUAAUAACAUGCUUUAAUUUUACCAAGUGCUCUAAGUCUCAUUGGAUUGCCGCCUCUGACUUGACACAUUAUGGCUUAACUGUGGGAUGUCCUCAAGGCCUUCCUGCAGAUAUGUUUGCAGAAUUUCAUCUCAGGGUGUUCAGGUGACUCAGAGGGAUCUAUCGCAUCUGUGAUGAAAACCUCUACAUCAUCAUCUCUAGUGAGAACUGGACUGCAAUGCAGAUUUCUAACUGCCCCUAGGUCAUUCCCACUUGGAUACCCUGUUGUCAUUUUCAAUGAGAUGCCCUUUCAAGUUUGUCUUCUCAGUUGAGAAACUUCCAAUUCCUCAUUCCUUCCUUUCUAUCAGCUUUCACUACCUUUCUUAUUCCCACUAUCACCACUGAGACCACAUCUCCUCAAAGCCAGGUGAUCGGGUUCUGGCCUUGGUCUACGUGGUCUCCCAGUCUCCAAUCUCUAUCCCCUUCAAAUCCUUCCUACCAAAUUCCAUCCUGGGUGCAAAGCAGACGUCCAAUACGUGUAGUUAAAUACUGUGAAGACCAAAUCUGGCAAUUCAGUUAGGCUGGAUGAGUAAUUCAGAAAUACUAAUGCCAUAUUCCUUACACUUCCACAGCCCAUUGGGCUUCUCACUAAUUUUUAUCAUCACAUUACCUCCAUGAGAAAAGGUGGAGAGGUUGGAGAGCAUCACCUCGUUGUACAGAAGAUUCAACUAAGGUCUGGGGUUAAGUGAGGUCUUAAGAUGUUGGCAGAACGAUCUGCAGAUACACCCACCACACUGCUCUUCCCAUAAUGGGGGAAUGUAGACCUGCCCCAGUCCAGUCUGGUUCCUGUGCUUAUUUUAAAUGUAAGAGUGCAUAACAAUCACCUAAAGUUCACUGCUGGAUUUCUGAUUCAGUAUGUCGGUAAGUCCACACUUGAAGUGAGGCCCCUGCCCCAUGGUGAUGCACGUGAUCUGGGGGCCGCGCCCUGAGAGGCCUUUGAGACAAGGUUGACUUCACAAACACCUCCUGCUGGGGUUUAAUAGGAAGUGAUGUUCCUUUUCCAAACUUAGUGUGCUUUGUUUGAUUUUUAUAAAUGUUUGACUUUGGUUGAUUUUAGGGUCUUGGAAAAUCUGUCUUUGCUUAUUC
Manis pentadactyla (Chinese pangolin) is the source of this 2084-nucleotide messenger RNA. RefSeq names its product glutathione S-transferase omega-1. Gene Ontology annotation, cellular component: cytoplasm. Gene Ontology annotation, biological process: L-ascorbic acid metabolic process; glutathione metabolic process. The record is from RefSeq and is a predicted model, not a curated record. Gene Ontology annotation, molecular function: glutathione transferase activity; glutathione dehydrogenase (ascorbate) activity. The transcript has 6 exons. NCBI's taxonomy places the organism in Eukaryota, Metazoa, Chordata, Mammalia, Pholidota, Manidae. Bases 192 to 905 code for a protein of 237 amino acids.